AUGUCCAACCUCCAAUACAGCAGGUCAACACUCCAUCCGACCGCGGGACCUAUAUCCUCUCCAUCUCUAUCGAUCAAGACCUCAUUAUCCUCGACACCCAGAGCCAAGUUCACAACCGACGUCCUCACCACACUUCGCGCCCACCAGAUCAUGCUCACAAACCUCUAG
Alternaria arborescens is the source of this 168-nucleotide messenger RNA. RefSeq lists its product as hypothetical. The record is from RefSeq and is a predicted model, not a curated record. NCBI's taxonomy places the organism in Eukaryota, Fungi, Ascomycota, Dothideomycetes, Pleosporales, Pleosporaceae. The transcript has a single exon. Bases 1 to 168 code for a protein of 55 amino acids.